GAACGGUCUUGACUAGAAAUGGCAGCUGUUCAGCUUACACGGAAGCAAGAAAGGAACUUGGUGGGGUGGGAUGGGCAAAAAUUCUGUCGCGUAGUUCUCCCUUCUCACCCUACCCAUAGAUAAAUAUUUGAACGUCGUUUGGAAGACUAGGGCUCAAUUUAUCAAAAAACAUGGCGGCCGAAAUGGCGGCUAAGAAUAUAUGCUUUUCGUCCCUGCCUGUUAUUCCUUUAGUGAAUAUUUUCUCCUUCUUGGAUAGAGAAGACCUGGCAAGGUGCUGCCAGGUUUGCAGUCGGUUCAAUCAAGUUGCCUUUUGCCUUCCUGCUUGGAAAACGUGGUGUAAAGAAGUUUGGCUAGUGGAGGAAUGUCCGCCGGGAAAGAACUGGAAACAGUUGUUCUCCGAGUGGAAAGCGAACUGGGGGCGAUACGAAUCGUGUUAUGCUUCCAUUAAAAGGGCUUGGAACUUCAUUGAAGAAUUUACAAAGCUUCACUGCCCCCAUAUCUACGAUACUUUGAACGAAGGAUUAACAGAGGAGGAGAUUACUGAAACCGAAUCAAAGAAGCUUACUGGUUGUAGACUUCCAACUGAUCUCAGAUGUUCAAUACGUAUCCAUAAUGGACAGCAACUUGUCAGUGCAGGACUCUUUGGUUCCAUGUCAAUAUCCAAUCACCAUCAAAGUGAGUCUCUUCUGGAACUCAAUGUUGCUGCAAAUGGUCUUCAGCGAAGGGACGGACUACGGAAUUGCAUUCCCAUUUCCUUCUGUUUGAAUACUGGAAAUGGACAAUUCAUGGCAUUGACGAAUGAAGAGGGACAUAAUCCAGGAGAAAUCUUUUGGCCAAGUCCUGAUCGCAGUUAUGGAAAUUAUGAUGUCUGUCCAAUGAGAAUGCAUCAUUUCCUGGGUGGGACCAAUUUUGCUUCGUGGCUCUGUAAAUAUGCAGAUCAGUUGUCUGGGAACUGCUACCCAGUAAUUGACAGGGAAAUUUACAAGUUCCUGUUUUCUGGCUCCAUGACUACCAGGGGCAUCACAGUUAAAACAACUACUGCAUUUCUGCCAGAACUAAGCAGUGUGAAACCACCUUUGUUCUUUUUCACUUAUCGCAUAUCAAUUUCUAUGGAUGCAGAAGGCUCCUUGAUGAACAAAUGCCGGCUGACAACACGUCACUGGUACAUCACGGAUGAAAACGGAGUUAAUGAAGAGGUACAUGGUGAUGGUGUGGUUGGUGAAUUUCCAGUGAUGACCCCAGGGGCCCUCCAUGAGUACAUCAGUUGCACAACAUUUUCUACACCUACUGGAACCAUGAAGGGACAUUAUGAAUUUCAGUACCUCAACAAAAAGGGCAGCUUUCAUGUGGAGAUACCACCAAUGAAUUUCAAGAGCCUUCCUUUUGUAAUUGCAGAAAAGAGGUUGUCAAACUUGAGUGAGGGCAAGUUUGAGGAAGAAUGCAGCAGUUCUGGCUCUGAUUAAGGAGUGAAUGAUUGUGUAAAUAUCAAUGUAUGAAACAUAAAAUUUAGCAUAAUGAAUACAUGUAGAUGUUAGGAGUUUUCAAUUGAGUGUUGUCAAACCAAAACAAAAUCAGUUACUUACCAGUUAAACAACUCAGCCAAUCUCAAACCAUAGUAAAACCAAAACCAAAUCCAGAGUAAUUGCCUUUCACUUAAUUACUUUCCACACUCAAUUGGAAACUGCUCUAGGUCAGUGUUUUUGUAAAUAUUUAUUUAUAACAUGUGGUUGAUUUAAAGGGCUAGGUAACAGCAUUUUAGGUAAUUCUGGUUAUGUUUGUCAACUAUGAGUUUAAAAACUUCAAAUUGGCUUAACAGCAGUCUUUCAUUGGCAAAAUCCCCUCCAUACAUCAAAUAGGGGUGAUUUCUGAACAUGAAAACAUUAACACUUUUAUGCAAUU
Orbicella faveolata is the source of this 1899-nucleotide messenger RNA. Its product is annotated as F-box only protein 3-like. Gene Ontology annotation, molecular function: protein binding. The record is from RefSeq and is a predicted model, not a curated record. Lineage: Eukaryota; Metazoa; Cnidaria; Anthozoa; Scleractinia; Merulinidae. Gene Ontology annotation, cellular component: cytoplasm.